This is a messenger RNA of Plasmodium inui San Antonio 1, 549 nucleotides long. RefSeq lists its product as hypothetical. The record is from RefSeq and is a predicted model, not a curated record. NCBI's taxonomy places the organism in Eukaryota, Apicomplexa, Aconoidasida, Haemosporida, Plasmodiidae. The coding region runs from base 1 to 549 and encodes 182 amino acids. The transcript is spliced from 2 exons.
AUGACCAAUACUAGAAGCAUCCCCGUGAGGAGUUAUGUGGAAAACAAGGAAUGUGAACCCCUAUUCAGGGAGUAUCCCGGGAUCGGAUGGAGCUGGGACAGAGAAACUGACAAACCAAAGGAGCCAACUCUCCGAACAAGAUGGAUGAAUAAGAAGCCAAGAGUAAAGGAAGAUAUAAAGGGAAGAACCAGAAGUCAUAUCGAAAACGACCCCCCAAAAUUAAGGACCAGGCGUACCCCUAUGACUCCAGGGGGACACCGCGAUAGAAAGAUCUUAUCUCAACCGAUAGGGGAUCUUAGAACCCAAGUGAAUUCAGUCGUCCAAGAGUCCCAAAUUCUGAGGGGAGAACACCCGAAGCGAAAGAUAAUUAGGGAGUUGGAUUUGAUGAAGCGCGAGUCAGAGAAAUCGUUUAAAGUGCGUAAGGAGUGGAGCAACCGACUCAGAUGGAUUCUUCGGUCCCCUCCGAAUGAGGAAGAAAAAGGAAAAAGAAGAGUCCGACUACGAGCCCGUGUAAAGGACGUUAUUAAGAAUUAUGUCUCUCACGGAUAA